GCAGAACGGUGCCAAACCAUGAAGGACGUUGCAGAACCAUGCAGAAUGGAAAGUGAGAAACCAGCGAAUCUAGAGAUGCUUCCCUCUAUUCCCGGAUACACUAAAACGGCUGCAGGAAGUAAACAAGAGACGAUGAAUUAGCGGAGGGAUAUUUUUUUGCACAUCUUUGCAAUAUGUACAUGUCAUCCGGAUAUACGGGGACGCAAACGACAUCGUUUGUAAAAGCUUAACGAGUUAGCUACUGUAGAUUUCUCGUUUUGAGGCAUUGACAGAAACUUAUCAUUCAGUCAAUGGAAAUGUUGGUUACUUUACCAAGAGUACGAAAUACCUUAGCUACAGAGAAGUGAGUCAGCUCACUGGCUAGCUAGCUAGUUGUCGCUCUCUUGCUACCAUCCGCAGUACGACCCAGGACAAAGCGUAACAUUGAACAUUUUGAAGCACCACUAUGGGGAACCAACUUGCAGGCAUCGCUCCAUCUCAGAUCUUGUCUGUGGACAGUUACUUCUCAGAUAUUCACGACUAUGAGUAUGACAAGAGUCUGGGUAGUACCAGAUUCUUCAAAGUGGCACGGGCAAAACAUCGGGAGGGACUGGUAGUCGUCAAGGUCUUUGCUAUUCAGGAUCCCUCGCUGCCUUUGACCAGUUACAAAGAUGAGCUGGAGGAGUUGAAGAUCCGGCUCUCCUGCCAGAACUGCCUGCCCUUUCAGAAGGCCACGAUGACCGAGAAGGCAGCCAUACUUUUCCGGCAGUACGUGCGUGACAAUCUGUAUGACCGUAUCAGCACUCGGCCUUUCCUCAACAACGUAGAGAAGAAGUGGAUUGCCUUCCAGAUCUUGAAUGCCGUGGACCAGGCGCACAAGUCUGGCGUGAGGCAUGGUGACAUCAAGACUGAGAACAUCAUGGUGACAAGCUGGAACUGGGUCCUUCUCACAGACUUUGCCAGCUUCAAGCCCACCUACCUCCCCGAGGACAACCCAGCUGACUUCAAUUACUUCUUUGACACCUCUAGGAGGAGGACCUGUUACAUUGCCCCUGAGCGCUUUGUGGAUGGAAGCAUGUUUGCCACAGAGAAUGAUCAGACCACUCCUCUGGUGGACCUGUCCAGUAACAGCCAGAGGACUCGAGGAGAACUUAAGCAACCCAUGGACAUAUUCUCAGCAGGUUGUGUGAUAGCAGAACUCUUCACAGAAGGAAAUCCUUUGUUUGACCUGUCUCAGCUGCUUGCCUACCGCAAAGGACACUUUCAGACUGAGCAAGUCCUGAUGAAAAUUGAGGACCAAAGUGUCAGAGAAUUGGUUGCGCAGAUGGUGCAACGACAACCAGAGAAACGUCUGACUGCGGAGGAAUAUCUGAAGCAGCAGAAAGGGAAGGCCUUUCCGGAAAUCUUCUACACCUUUCUGCAGCCCUACAUGGCCCAGUUCGCCAAGGAGACCUUCCAGUCUGCGGACGAACGGGUCCUGGUGAUUCGCAAAGACCUGGAUAACAUUCUGCACAACCUGUCUGGCGGCGAGCCGCGAGAGAAGGCGGCGGUGGAGUCCGAGACGACCAAGGAGCACGGGCUGGUGGUGCUGGUGUCCGUCAUCACGUCCUGCCUGCAGACGCUGCGCUCCUGCGACUCCAAGCUGGCGGCGCUGGAGCUAGUGCUGCACCUCGCCGAGCGGCUGAGCGUGGACAUCCUGCUGGACCGCAUCACGCCCUACCUGCUGCACUUCUGCAAUGACCCGGUGCCCCGCGUGCGGGCCGAGGCCGUCCGCACCCUGACCAAGGUGCUGGCGUUGGUCAAGGAGGUGCCCCGCAACGAUGUCAACAUCUACCCAGAGUACAUUCUUCCUGGAAUUGCCCACCUGGCACAGGACGAGGCAACCAUCGUCCGACUGGCCUACGCAGAGAACAUAGCCCAUUUGGCUGAGACAGCCCUGCGAUUUCUGGAACUGGUCCAGGAAAACAACUUGAACACUGAGCUGGAUCUGAAUGGGGAAGAUGUGGAGGAAGCUCUUCAUCCCAAUGAGAAUUAUGACUCUGAGCUGCAGGCCCUGCACGAGAUGGUUCAGCAGAAGGUAGUCACCCUACUGAGUGACCCAGAGAACAUUGUUAAGCAGACGCUGAUGGAGAACGGCAUCACACGCCUCUGCGUGUUCUUUGGCCGACAGAAGGCCAACGACGUGCUCCUGUCGCACAUGAUCACCUUUCUCAAUGACAAGAAUGACUGGCAUCUCCGCGGGGCUUUCUUUGACAGCAUUGUAGGUGUGGCAGCCUAUGUGGGCUGGCAGAGCUCCUCUAUCCUGAAGCCCCUGCUGCAGCAGGGCCUGAGUGAUGCAGAGGAGUUUGUCAUUUACAAGACCCUCAACGCCCUCACCUGCAUGUGCCAGCUGGGCCUCCUGCAGAAGCCACACAUCUAUGAGUUUGUCAGUGAUAUCGCUCCUUUCCUGUGCCAUCCCAACCUAUGGAUCCGGUACGGGGCAGUGGGUUUCAUCACGGUGGUGGCACAGCACCUCAACAUCGCUGACGUCUACUGCAAGUUAAUGCCCCAUCUCAAUCCAUUCAUCACACAGCCAAUCAUACAGAUUGACAAAGAGAUCGUACUACUUAGUGUCCUAAAAGAGCCGGUGAGCCGCUCCAUCUUCGACUAUGCGCUGCGCUCCAAAGACAUUGGCAGCCUCUUCAGGCACCUGCUGUUCCGACAGAAGAAACGCAAUGGCUCAAUCCCAGAAUGCCCCGUUCCUGAGGAUCCAGCCAUUGCCCAGCUUCUGAAGAAGCUGCUCUCACAGGGAAUGACAGAGUCUGAAGAGGAUAAGCUGCUGGCUCUGAAGGACUUCAUGCUCAAGUCAAACAAGGCCAAAGCCAACAUUGUGGAUCAGAGUCACCUGGGCGAGGGCGCACAGAGUGGGAUCAUCGACCUGGCCAAUUUAGGCAUCACAGGCCGGCAGGUGGACCUCGUCAAACCCAAACAGGAAACCGAGGACAAGAGAGACCUCAUCAUGACUGCUUCUGCCAGGAAACACACUAAGCAAGACUCCAACAUGAACGAAGAGUGGAGAAGCAUGUUUGGGUCCCUGGAGCCCCCCAGCGUGGCCCCCGCAGCACCGAUGGUAUCUAAAGUUCUUGUCCCACCCGGUGGCGAACCAGAGGGAACUCCGCCCGGAAACCCCCUGCGAUCCGACUCCUCCCCGAUUCCUAACCUCCAUCAUGUCCCAUCCUCCGGCCAGGUAACAGAAGGAUCCGGAACCCAGCCCAGGAAGACGGCUCUGCCUGCUAUGCCAGUGUUGCAGUCCAUGGGCGGGACUUCCACCUACCAGCGACGGCUCACCACCUGCAAGAUGGAGCUGCAGCAGCUGGUUCAGCAGAAGCGUGAGCAGUGCAAUGCAGAGCGCAUGGCCAAGCAAAUGACCGAGAGCCCUGAAUGGGAGAGCCGGCCUCCUCCACCAGGUUGGCAUCCCAAGGGCUUGCUAGUUGCACAUCUGCAUGAACACAAGUCAGCCGUCAACCGAAUCCGUGUCUCUGAUGAGCACUCUAUUUUUGCCACCUGUUCUAAUGAUGGUACUGUGAAGAUCUGGGAUAGUCAGAAAAUGGAGGGAAAGACUACAACCACCAGGUCUGUGCAAACCUACUCGCGCAUUGGGGGUCAUGUGAAAACCUUGACAUUUUGUCAGCAGUACCUGGCUGUGGCCUCCGACAAUGGAUCCAUCCAACUUCUGGCGAUCGAAGCCAACAAGCCCCCCAAAUCUCCCAAAGUUCACCCAUUUCAAACCAGGUUCCUGGACCCAAAAGAUGAUGGAUGUGUUGUGGAUGUCCACCACUUCAACUCAGGGACACAGUCAGUGCUGGCUUAUGCCACAGUCAACGGCUCCUUGGUGGGCUGGGACCUGCGGAGCCCCACCAAUGCCUGGACUCUUCGGCAUGACCUUCGUCUGGGUCUCAUCACCUCCUUCGCUGUAGACAUGCACCAGUGCUGGCUGUGUGUGGGCACAUGCAAUGGAACCAUGGCAUGCUGGGACAUGCGGUUUCAGCUCCCAAUCUCUAACCACUCCCACCCAGCUCGAGCACGAAUCAGGCGGCUACUCAUGCACCCGCUGUACCAGUCUUCAGUCAUUGCUGCUGUCCAGGGGAACAAUGAGGUGUCCAUGUGGGAUAUGGAGACAGGAGACAGAAAGUUCACCCUCUGGGCCAGCUCUGCACCUCCCCUCUCUGAGAUGCAGCCCUCACCCCACAGUGUACACGGGAUAUACUGCAGCCCUGCUGAGGGGAACCCCCUUCUCCUGACCGCUGGCUCUGACAUGAGAAUCCGAUUCUGGGACCUCGCCUACCCAGAAAGAUCCUACAUUGUAGCAGGGGGAGCUAAUGACUCUCUUCACUGUCCAUCGGUAUUUUACAACCGCAAGAUCAUCGAAGGAACUGAGGUUGUGCAGGAGAUCCACAGCAAGCAGAAGAGUGGCUCCACAGAGGACACUCCACGCCGAGGCCCAGAGUCCCUACCUGUGGGCCACCAUGACAUCAUCACUGACAUCGCCACCUUCCAGACCACACAGGGCUUCAUUGUUACUGCCUCCAGAGAUGGCAUUGUUAAAGUGUGGAAAUAAACGCUGUCCUUAAUCCUAGUAUUCAACCAUCUGAAAUUUAACUAGUGUACAUAAUAUAAAUCUACGUAAUAUAAAGAACAAGGAUUUGGAAUAAAUGCUGCAAAAUGUUUCUAAAGAUGGUAGGUUACUGCCCGUGUGUAUUUACAGACUGCCACUGAUGUACUGCUUCAUGCUUUAAAACUAAUAAUUUUAAAUUGGUUGACUUCAGAAUGAGAUUUGUUAAAUAAACAGAAUACGCUCCA
Messenger RNA from Conger conger (European conger), 4818 nucleotides. RefSeq names its product phosphoinositide-3-kinase, regulatory subunit 4 (gene pik3r4). The coding region runs from base 446 to 4576 and encodes 1376 amino acids. The transcript is spliced from 21 exons. Lineage: Eukaryota; Metazoa; Chordata; Actinopteri; Anguilliformes; Congridae. Gene Ontology annotation, biological process: autophagy of peroxisome; macroautophagy; protein phosphorylation. Gene Ontology annotation, cellular component: phosphatidylinositol 3-kinase complex, class III, type I; nucleus-vacuole junction; phosphatidylinositol 3-kinase complex, class III, type II. Gene Ontology annotation, molecular function: protein binding; protein serine/threonine kinase activity; ATP binding. The record is from RefSeq and is a predicted model, not a curated record.